AUGAAGACAUUAGCAAUCGUCAUUUGUGCGGCUGCCAUGGAAUUAGCGAAAGUUGAGUCAGAACACGCAGUCGCAUCAGUUCCGUCUUUGAAGAGUGCUCUUUCCUUUCCAAAUAAUAAACACAUUAUGGCAAUCCCAACAGCAAAACUGGAAGCAAAUCCGAGAACAACUGAGGAGAACUUCGGAUUGAGCACUCCGCAACGAACGAAGCGACAGUUCUAUCAAGCUAGAAGUAUCGAAUGUGCUGGAGUGGUUUGUCCUAGACCUUUACGCCAAAAACGUUUUAUUGGAAUUGGCUUUCCUGGAUUUGGCGGCUUCUGGCCAGGCUUAUUUGGCGGUCUGAACUUAUUCGGUGGUUUGGGUGGAUUGGGUGGACUUGGUGGAUUUCCUGGAGGGUACCCUGCAGCGUGCUGCUGUUGUUACGGUUGA
Messenger RNA from Cylicocyclus nassatus, 429 nucleotides. NCBI's taxonomy places the organism in Eukaryota, Metazoa, Nematoda, Chromadorea, Rhabditida, Strongylidae. The record is from the annotation of a GenBank genome assembly.